Messenger RNA from Haliotis rufescens (red abalone), 573 nucleotides. RefSeq lists its product as uncharacterized. Bases 1 to 573 code for a protein of 190 amino acids. Lineage: Eukaryota; Metazoa; Mollusca; Gastropoda; Lepetellida; Haliotidae. The transcript has a single exon. The record is from RefSeq and is a predicted model, not a curated record.
AUGCCAUGGCCAGCACAACAUCCACAGCAUGCCAUGGCCAGGACAACAUCAACAGAAUGCCAUGGUCAGCACAGCAUCCACAGAAUGUCAUGGCCAGCACAACAUCAACAGAAUGCCAUGGUCAGCACAGCAUCAACAGAAUGUCAUGGCCAGGACAACAUCCACAGAAUGCCAUGGCCAGCACAACAUCCACAGAAUGCCAUGGCCAGCACAACAUCCACAGCAUGCCAUGGCCAGCACAACAUCCACAGAAUGCCAAGGCCAGCACAGCUUCCACAGAAUGCCAUGACCAGCACAACAGCCACAGAAUGCCAUGGCCAGCACAACAUCCACAGAAUGCCAUGGCCAGCACAGCAUCCACAUAAUGCCAUGGUCAGCACAGCUUCCACAGAAUACCAUGGCCAGCACAACAGCCACAGAAUGCCAUGGCCAGCACAGCAUCCACAGAAUGCCAUGGCUAGCACAACAGCCACAGAAUGCCAUGGCCAGCACAGCAUCCACAGAAUACCAUGGCUAGCACAACAGCCACAGAAUGCCAUGGCCAGCAAUGAGCCCAGACCUUCCCGUAAUUGA